UAUAGACAUAUAAAUAAUAUAUUAAGAAAUUAAUAAAAACUGUAUAGUGAUACGCAGGAAGUGUUUAAAAAAAUGCCAGGGAUGUCUUCGAUUUAUUGGAACUCUGUGGACUCGCAACGCUCUUCCGGUGACAGUUCCGGUGACAUUCGAAACUACGUUGAUCCGUGGGAUUUGGAAAAUCAUGCGUACCUGCAGCAACAUGGCCUGGCCACGCCAAUUUAUGAAUCUCAUCAACCACGUACUGGACCCAGUCGUUUAUCGCACCGCUCACGUACGGAGCCUGAUUACUGGUAUGCUCCAUCUAUAAAGGAACCUGGUUAUGAUGCUCCUGCGUCUACGGAAGAGUUGUAUUUUGGUACAUCAAGAAAACCGAGUAAUAGUUGUUACUAUCGUCAACCCAUUUAUGAGGAUGAAGUCUCACAAUAUGCAGCACCAAUUCCAGCCUAUAUUCCUCUUUCCGAACUCGAGCACAUCGAGACGAUCGAAGAUUAUGGGAUGAUGGAAAUGAAAAUGAUCAGAAUUCAGUUAGAACGCGCUGGAGACCAAAAAAGGAGGGAAGGGUGCGUUUAUCAUGGAUUACCUGCUGAGGCACCGCGUGAUUUUGAAGAUAUGAUACCUCCAAGGAAGACUGAGGUCAACGAGAGAUACGUCGAAGUAAUACCACCAUCACACCUCGGUUUGAACACUUACGGACAUCUCAAGAUCGAUUACACAAAUAGCUGGAACUCAUUGCAUCGCAAGAUACGCGAACAAGGACAGACACGUGGGGUUUCGAAACGUCAACAACGGUGGGCGUCUCGAUAUGUUGCAACUAACGAGAUCCUUUGAACAUCAGUCGAUUUCCAUUUGAAUCAAAGCAACAUCUACAUAUUUGUGCUUUUGUGUACAGAAUUGUACCUUGUUUAUAACAAAGGAUGAUAUUUGUAGAGUAAGGUUCAAAAUACUCUUACAGCAUUUUCAUUUGAAAUCAGGUUCAACCUUAA
Messenger RNA from Belonocnema kinseyi, 983 nucleotides. RefSeq lists its product as uncharacterized. NCBI's taxonomy places the organism in Eukaryota, Metazoa, Arthropoda, Insecta, Hymenoptera, Cynipidae. The record is from RefSeq and is a predicted model, not a curated record. The transcript has 4 exons. Bases 73 to 828 code for a protein of 251 amino acids.